AUGUCGAACAAGAUUAAAUUUAAUGGAAAAUGCAAUGAUGGAAAUUUACACAUUGUUUUGCCAUCAUUCGCUCUAGUUCUGCGAAAUUUUACAAAGAAAUUGAAAGAUAAAAACGGUAAGGCUAUCACAGCGGAUGAAUACUUGGAAAAAGCAUUGGAGAACAAGAAAGACAUGCGUGAACAAUACAACAAAACAAGAGAAAGCAUCAAAAGAAGCUUUCAAAAACGUAGAUGCUUUGCUAUGCCUCCACCUGGGGACUACGAAUUGAUUGAACAACUUGAAAAUAUUUCGUUUUCUACAACAUGCAAACAUUUCCAAGCAUCAGUGGGUCAGAUGCUGGAAUACGUCUACCAAGAACAACCAAAGCGGCUUUUGACUAGUAAACCCAUAAAUGGUUCAGUGUUUGCAAAUCUGGUCCGUGACUUCGUAAAGAGUAUUUCCAUAGAAGGCGUUUCUGAUGUUGAUGCUACAUACACACGGGCGGCAAUUGAAGAAAACAAAAAAAUCGGCAUAGCUGCAUCCAAAAUGUUUCAAAAGCACAUGGAGGAUUUAAUGUUGCCAAUUAAAAGAAGAGAACUACAUCAAAAGUGCACUGAUGCGAGAGAUGCUGCGUUUCAACAUGUCUUUGGAAAUUCCAUUUACGACGGACUAAAUGGAAACGUGGCCUUUAACGUUGCAAAGGAAAAUAUUGAAGUGUUUUCGAAAAAAAUAGAGGAAAGAAAUGAGAAACUUCUGCAAGAAAAAUGUACACAAGUCCUUGAGGAAUGCAGCAAUUACUGGGCGCUCAAAGAAUGUGUUGAAUCUAAAUGUUUUCACGAGGAAGGUGGCAUUCAUGGAUAUCGAGAAAUAUGCCGUGGUAUUGAGGAUGAGUACAACGAAAGGCUGGCUUCUUUCGAAGACCAUGAGGUAGAAUUUGUGCAAAGGAAAUCGUUUGAAUUAUGA
Molecule: messenger RNA, 942 nt
Organism: Mya arenaria
Lineage: Eukaryota; Metazoa; Mollusca; Bivalvia; Myida; Myidae
Product: guanylate-binding protein 2-like
Exons: 3
Coding region: 1-942 (313 amino acids)
Molecular function (GO): GTPase activity; GTP binding
Source: RefSeq, a predicted model, not a curated record